Molecule: messenger RNA, 577 nt
Organism: Phalacrocorax carbo (great cormorant)
Lineage: Eukaryota; Metazoa; Chordata; Aves; Suliformes; Phalacrocoracidae
Source: RefSeq, a predicted model, not a curated record
CAAAUAGCCUCGCCCCCUAACCCGCGCCCCGGAAGCGCUUCUGCCGGGCAGCCCGGAAGCGGCGGUGGCGGCGGGGGAGGGGAUCGGCGGGACGGCUUAGUCGGGACUGACGUUAUGUUUCUGACGGUGGCGGCUUUGGCCAAGAGCAAAUCAAAAUAUGUUCUGGUGAGGAUGAAAAGUGCGGCUGAGACGGGCUACUGUUUCAACAUCAGGAGGCUCCGACUGCAGGAAAAACUGGUCCUGCUGAGAUAUGAUCCCAUUGCAAAACAACGUGUCCUCUUCACAGAGAAGAGAAAAAUCCGCUCUAUCUGAACAAUGACUGGACUUGAUUUAUGCACGAGGAGAGGAUGGUUUUGGGGGCGGACAGGGCAAAUGCUAAUUCAGAAAUCCAGCAACAUGGGCUGAAAAGAGAGGAAAUGAACUGGGAUCACCGUCUCCUGUGAUUUGAAGGCCAUUGUGAAUAAAACAAUGUAGAGAGAGAAAAUUCUUCAUGUCUGGACAUAGAUCAUCACAGUAACAUUUAUUUAUCUUUUGAGUUAUUUUUACAGUACUCAAUUAAAAAAAAUCAAAUAGCAAA